This is a messenger RNA of Lytechinus variegatus (green sea urchin), 1081 nucleotides long. Its product is annotated as protein farnesyltransferase/geranylgeranyltransferase type-1 subunit alpha-like. Gene Ontology annotation, cellular component: protein farnesyltransferase complex; cytoplasm; CAAX-protein geranylgeranyltransferase complex. NCBI's taxonomy places the organism in Eukaryota, Metazoa, Echinodermata, Echinoidea, Temnopleuroida, Toxopneustidae. The transcript has 7 exons. Gene Ontology annotation, molecular function: protein farnesyltransferase activity; CAAX-protein geranylgeranyltransferase activity. Gene Ontology annotation, biological process: protein geranylgeranylation; protein farnesylation. The record is from RefSeq and is a predicted model, not a curated record. Bases 24 to 1013 code for a protein of 329 amino acids.
UAGACUAGAGAGUACGGUAAACCAUGGCUGCUCAAGAAGUCGAUGCUGAUUCUGGAUCUGAAUUCGAUGACGAUAUGACGUUCCAGUUUUAUCGAGAUCGUCCUGAGUGGAGUGAUAUUAAACCAGUUCCUCAAGACGAUGGCCCCAACCCUGUAGUCCGUAUUGCGUACUCAGAAAGAUUUCAAGAUGUAUUUGACUAUUUACGAGCUGUACUCAAGGCAGAUGAACGCAGUGAUAGAGCACUGGACCUUACCAAAGAUGCUGUGGAACUCAACGCAGCUAAUUAUACUGUCUGGCACUACAGAAGAGUAUUAUUGCAGUCAUUAAAGAAAGAUUUACGUGAGGAAAUGAAAUACAUCUCAGAAGUAAUCUCAGAUCAUCCAAAGAAUUAUCAAGUUUGGCACCACAGGAGAGCGAUCGUAGAAUGGCUCCAAGACCCCUCCGACGAGUUAGACUUCACAGAAUCCAUCCUCGAGAAGGACUCCAAGAACUAUCACGCUUGGUCUCACCGCCAGUGGGUCCUGCAGGCUUUCAAGGUGUGGGACGGGGAGCUUGACUACGUGCAUAGACUGCUCCAAGAUGACCUCCGCAACAACUCGGCCUGGAAUCAGAGAUACUUUGUCAUCAGCAACACGACCGGGUUCGGUGACGAGAGUGUCGUAGACAGAGAGGUCAAGUAUGCAGUAGAAUUCAUCAAGAAGGCUCCGAAUAAUGAGAGUUCAUGGAGUUACCUCAAAGGGGUGUUAGCAUUGAGAGACAUCUCCAGCUUUCCCGCACUGAUGCAAGCCUGUCAGGAUAUGUACGACGAGAACAUCAGAUCUCCAUUCCUUCUGGCCUUCAUGGUUGAUAUAUAUGAAGACCAAUUAGAAUCCAAGACUCCUCCAGAAGAUACACUAUUCAAAGCUACCCAGUUAUGCGAUGUCCUAAUCCAAGUUGAUGCCAUCAGACUGAAAUACUGGGAAUACAUCAAGAGAUCCCUGACACUUCGCUUUGGGAAACAAGGAGAAGCAUGAACUUUUGACGCUUGAAAGUAAAAAAGCCUGCAUAUAUUUGUUGCUGUAAAGACACUUGCAAGGAAACG